CGACGACGCGGCCAAGGCUCAGUCCGCAUACGACGACGCUCGCCGCGAGCUCCACACGGCUGACCGCCCGUAUCUCGCGACCCUGGACCCGCCCGACCGCCAGCCAGCCAACCUCUACUCCUGACCUAUUGCAGCGACCAACGCAAUCCCCCCCUCUCUCUCAUCUCUCCUUACCACCAUUAUCACCACCACCGACAACAACUCCUCCUCUCUCAGUUGAUCAUCGCCAUGCGGACAUCGUACCUUGGCACCUUGGCAACCGCCUUGGCUGCUGCUUCAUUCGCAGUAGCCGCCCCAGCUGCUCAGCAUGCUGCGUCAUUCAAGCCCGGUCAGACCCUGUCUACCUACGUCUCGGCCACUGGCGCUGAGCCUGCACCCCUCCAUGCUCAAGAGACCCACCCCACCAUCGAGGGCUCUUACAUGGUCAUCCUCAAAGACGGCGUCUCGACCGUUGACUUCUUUGCGCACCGUGCCAUGAUCACCGCCGCUCAGCAGUCGGCCAAUGCGUUCCAUGCCACCACGGCGGACGACGCUGCCGGCAUCGGCCACAUCUACGAGCUUGAGCAGCACCUCCAGGGUUACGCUGGCAAGUUCACCGAUGACGUCGUCGACUACAUUCGCUCGCUGCCUGAGGUGGCGUACGUCGAGAGGGACUCCGUCGUUAAGACGAUGGAGAUGCCCUACGACGAGUCCAUGAUCUGGGAUACCCCUUACGACGUUUCCGUCGACAACGUCGCCAUCGCUUCUGACCACCAACAGGCUGUUGAGAAGGGUGCUCCCUGGGGUCUUGCUCGUGUCUCGCACCGCAAGGAGCUUGGUCUCGGAUCGUUCUCCAGGUACCUCUACGACGAGGACGCCGGAGAGGGUGUGACCGCAUACAUCAUCGACACCGGUAUCAACAUCAACCACGUCGAGUUCGAGGGUCGUGCUCGUUGGGGCAAGACUAUGCCCGCCGGCUCCACUGACAAGGAUGGCAACGGACACGGCACCCACUGCGCUGGCACCGUCGUCUCUCGCAAGUACGGCGUAGCCAAGAAGGCCGACGUCGUUGCCGUCAAGGUCCUGUCCGACUCUGGCUCUGGCUCCAUGUCCGACGUCACGGGCGGUGUCCUCUGGGCCGUCGAGGACGCCAAGAAGCAGUCUGCCGCCUUUGCUGCCAACCCAUCGUCGACCAAGGCCAAGAAGCACAAGGGCUUCGUCGCUAACAUGUCUCUCGGUGGCGGCAAGUCCCCCACUCUCGACCGCGCUGUAGACGGUGCUACCAAGUCUGGCCUUUCCUUUGCCGUCGCUGCUGGUAAUGAGAACCAGGAUGCAUGCAACACAUCGCCCGCCGGCGCCGAGGGCCCCGUCACUGUGGGUGCCUCGACGAUCAACGACGAGCGUGCCUACUUUUCCAACAAGGGCAAGUGCGUCGACGUCUUCGGCCCUGGCUUGAACAUUCUCUCCACCUGGAACACGGGCAACACCUCGACCAACACCAUCUCGGGCACCUCGAUGGCCUCUCCCCACGUCUGCGGUAUUCUCGCCUACUACCUCAGCCUGCAAGACGAUGGCAGCUCCAAGGCUGCCACGGCUUCCUUUGACGCUGCGUCGAACUCUCUGCUCCGCUUCCUUCCCCUGCAGGAGUCCCUCGCUCUGGCUGCCUACAAGGCCACUCAGUGGCUCUUUGGUACUGGCGCCGUGCUCGAGACUACCAAUGCUUGGAAGGGAUACGCUGCCGGCUUCCCCAUCAUGACGGCCAUCAGCCCCGACUCGCUCAAGACGCUCAUUGAGAAGGUAGCCACCAAGGGGGCCCUCCACCAGCUCGAGAAGGACACUGUCAACCUGCUUGUGUUCAACAACGCGACCCUCACUUAAGUUCGCGGAGUGGCAGUAGAUGGUAGCAGUCAGCUUGGACAUCUAUCAGCAUCAGCAUCCAUCCUCCCCUUCUCUUGCCUCGUCUCUUUUCCCCAUCUAACGAAGCCUCAUUCCCUCAUCUUGUCAAUCACUCCCGUCGUGGCCUACCAAUGAAGUGUAUCUCUCCUUUCCAUCAUAACAAUCAAUUAAAGAGAAGUCGCAGGAAUCGAGCUCGUAUUGCUACAGCGUGGUGCGUACAAAGGCGAGAAGGUGUGG
Molecule: messenger RNA, 2112 nt
Organism: Jaminaea rosea
Lineage: Eukaryota; Fungi; Basidiomycota; Exobasidiomycetes; Microstromatales
Exons: 4
Coding region: 229-1857 (542 amino acids)
Biological process (GO): proteolysis
Molecular function (GO): serine-type endopeptidase activity
Source: RefSeq, a predicted model, not a curated record